Molecule: messenger RNA, 2041 nt
Organism: Rhipicephalus sanguineus (brown dog tick)
Lineage: Eukaryota; Metazoa; Arthropoda; Arachnida; Ixodida; Ixodidae
Product: oxytocin receptor
Exons: 2
Coding region: 620-1849 (409 amino acids)
Biological process (GO): G protein-coupled receptor signaling pathway
Cellular component (GO): membrane
Molecular function (GO): peptide binding; G protein-coupled receptor activity
Source: RefSeq, a predicted model, not a curated record
GGAAGUGCGACCGAGGUGCGCGGACUUUGCAGGCGGAAGCGGAGAAGUUUGCGCCCCACGGCGUGGCACACGGAGAGCAACCCGAAAGCAGGCGUCCGCCAGAGAACGGAUGGGCCGUUGAAAUUGGCUUCGUGCGGUGCGUGCGCGCUGCAUUUCUGGGAGAAAUCCUUCUUCCUGAUUCUUCCGGCAACUACCCAAGGGUCACCUACACUAUUAUGCUGGACAUGACUUCGGGAAGUAAGAAAACGACCUGGUUGUCUAAGCAUAUGCUGUAAAUGUCUAACGAUGGAGCCAACAAUAAUGUCCGCCACUGCGUCGUUUACUUUUCACCAGAGAGGAACACUGGUCACAGGCGGCCUCCCACGCAGAUACACGCGUCUCUUAUCACCUGAGAAGUGUAAGUACGGUGUAUCACGCAAGGCUACAUCCGCCUGCAACCACCAAAAUACUCCUUCUUCUAAGCACGGAAACUAAAAUUUUCAAUACGACGGAGCUUUCAUUCACACUCGCGAACGCGUACAGGCCUAAUGGCUCCGGCUUCACGGCCUUCGGUCAUUCUGCGUCUGGCCUCAAAGGCAAUGGGGCAAGACUCCGCCCUUGGGACGGCACCGUCGCCACCAUGCCACCCGAGUUCGCAACAUUACCCGGUUCUGACAACGAGACGACGCUGGCGGCGGCGACGACGCUCACGGCUGAUGAAGAUGUGUUCGGCCCUGUCUACACCAGCAAUCUACGAAUCGCCCUCAUCGCCGUCAUGCUAGUUCUGUCGCUCGUCGGAAACACGGCCGUGUGCUAUCGUCUCCUGACAUCACGGCGCCACAGGGUGUUCAAGGCUCAGGUACUGUUCCUAAACCUUGCCCUGGCAGACCUUCUCGUCACAGUGGUUACCAUGAACUCGCAGCUGCUGUGGGAGAUCAUGGGGCGGGUCUGGAUCGCUGGAGACGGGCCCUGCCGCGCAUUCAAGGUGAUGCAGACUUUCGCGCUCGUCUCCUCCACGUAUAUGCUCGUGGGCAUCGCAGUGGACCGCCAUUACGCCAUCUGCAAGCCACUCGUUCUGGCGCCCAGGCCUCGCUCCGUGGCUGCGGUCUGCUGGCUGCUUUCUCUUCUCCCUUCCCUUCCCAACCUACUCGUGUUCCGGGUGGUCGUGGUACGGGACAAGUGCUACUGUGCCUCUGUUUUCUACAUCUAUCGUGAUACCACCACCGUGGCGCGGCAAGUCUACAUGGCGUUCGUGUUCACGCUCGUUUUCAUCCUUCCGCUCUGCGCGCUGGUGGCACUCUACAGUAGUAUCCUAUUCAGGAUGCGGAGGAUGGUCGCGGCCAACACUAGAACGCCGGGAGGCAUUCGCAUAGCACUCACGACGACUCCAACGUCGAGGUCACCGCCAACGACGGCUGCUGUCAGCGAGACGUCAAACAGAAGCACGCUGCCUAGAGCGCGUCUGCGGACACUCAAGAUGGCGGUGGUGAUAUUUGUGGCGUUCCUGGUGACAAACUUGCCGUACAUGGUGCAAGAGGUGAUACUGGCCUUCGCGCGAGACGUUUCGCUUGGACCCAACAUGGUGGCCGUGUUCGGCGUCAUCUCUGCCUCCAACAGUGCCGUCAACCCGUACGUGUACCUGGCCUUCAACGGUGGCGCGGCGGGCACCAGCUGCGACGCUCGCGUGCGCGGCUUAUGGCGUAGGCUGACGUGCUCGUCGGGCUCGAAACGCACGACCAUCGCGUUGCGCACCUCGUGUUCGACGUUGCCUACUCGUCGCCGUAAGCGACUAAUAAAGGCGCAGGGCCCCCUGUCUGAGCAAAAGUGCAGAAGUAGCGGAAACAUUGAAACGCCAGAGGAAAACAUGUAAAGAACGAAGGCCGGUCACAGGUGGAAUUGUUUUACUGCCAAAAUACCAAAUGUAAAGAGAACACAGCUAUUUUCGGGUAGAGUUUCCCUAGCCCUCGCCUAAUUUAUUAAGAAAUGCAGUGGGCUCAAUGAGUGUCUUAUUUGCCCGUAACAACUAUUGCACAGUGACUGAACUCAACGGACAUAUUUCAUG